Molecule: messenger RNA, 506 nt
Organism: Vicia villosa (hairy vetch)
Lineage: Eukaryota; Viridiplantae; Streptophyta; Magnoliopsida; Fabales; Fabaceae
Product: pEARLI1-like lipid transfer protein 1
Exons: 1
Coding region: 25-492 (155 amino acids)
Source: RefSeq, a predicted model, not a curated record
CACAUUAGUAUACAUUUCUUAACAAUGGCUUCCAACAAGCUUAGUGCACUCAUUAUACUGCUUUCUCUUCUUUCCUAUUCAACAUUUUCACAUGCUUGUGGCUCAUGCAAUCCAACCCCUAAACCUACUCCUCCACCACCUUCAAAAACACCUAAUGCUAGUCCUCCACCUAAGGCUAGUACUCCACCUCCUUCAACACCACCUACGGCUAGUCCUCCUACUCCUUCAACAUCACAAAAAUGUCCUAAGGACACAUUAAAGCUAGGUGUUUGUACUGAUCUUCUUGGACUUGUUAAUGUUGUGGUUGGAAGUCCUGCUUCAAGCAAGUGUUGUACAUUGAUUCAAGGUUUGGCUGAUUUGGAUGCAGCAAUAUGUCUUUGUACUGCUAUUAAGGCUAAUGUUCUUGGUAUCAACUUGAAUGUUCCUAUCACACUCAGUCUCCUACUUAGUGCUUGUCAAAAAUCUCUCCCUUCUGGUUUCCAAUGCUCAUAGAAUUUCAUGAUAUA